Messenger RNA from Eucalyptus grandis, 640 nucleotides. RefSeq names its product ankyrin repeat-containing protein BDA1-like. The record is from RefSeq and is a predicted model, not a curated record. Gene Ontology annotation, molecular function: protein binding. Lineage: Eukaryota; Viridiplantae; Streptophyta; Magnoliopsida; Myrtales; Myrtaceae. The coding region runs from base 38 to 640 and encodes 200 amino acids. The transcript has a single exon.
CCAGAAAGAGAGAGAGGCCAUUAUUAGUUCCGAUCAAAUGGAGCGAAGAAUGUUAGAAGCAGCUCGGAAGGGCAAUGUCCAUGAGCUGGAAGACUUGAUCAGCAGCAAUGAGCUCAUCCUCGAGGAGAUGGAUCUUGAAGGAGCCGGUCACACGCCGCUGCAUGUCGCCUGUGUGGCUGGCCAUUUAGAUUUUGUCCGAGAGCUCCUAAAGCAUAUGCCGAAGCUAGCGGAAAAGGUGAACGCUGAUGGUUUCAGCCCGCUGCACAUCGCGGCGGCUCGAGGUGAUGUCGAGAUUGUGAGGGAGCUCUUGACAGUGAAACCACACCUGUGCACCGUGAAGGGACGGGAGAGAAAAAUCGCUUUGCAUUAUGCCACCACGAACGGGAAGGCCGAUGUCAUGAAGGUAUUGCUCGCCGCUUCGCCUGAGUCUGUUGAAGACACGACUGCCCGAGAGGAGACCGCGCUUCACCUCGCUGUGAAGAACAACCGGUUCGACGCAGUGGUUGUGUUGGUGGACCAUCUGAAGCAACACAAGAAGGAGCAGGUGAUCAACUGGAAGGACCACAAAGGCAACACUACCUUGCAUCUUGCUGCUGCUGGCAAAAAUUUCGAGGCAAGUUUCGCAAUUCCCUUAUUUUAA